AUGAUGGUGAUGGUGAUGAUGGUGAUGAUGAUGGUGGUGAUGAUGAAGGUGAUGAUGAUGGUGAUGAUGAGUGAUGAUGGGAUGAUGAUGAUGAUGAGCCACGGCUACAACAUUGGAGAGACCCAUGAAGCCCACCCAGAUCCUGGCCACGUUCUGUGCAAAGUGAGGGGAGUGGACCCGCCCAGCAGACCCUGGGAGGCUGCGUGCAGGUGGGGGGCCAGAGUGUUCCAGGCCCCCUCCCAGAUCGAGGACGAGAACGGAGUGAAGAAGCAGACGGACGAGCACUUGGCCAUGACCGUGUUGAGGCAACUGGGACGAAGAUCCCUGAGUGGGCUGUCCGUGGUCCAGGAGCCACGUGGAGACCAGGCCCCUGCUGAACCCAGACAGCCGCGGCAUCGAGCAGGGCGCAUGGAUGUGGGUGACAUGUUAACAAUGGACUCGCUGGGGACACAGACGCUGCUCUGGACAUAUCGCCACGGAAACCAAAAUGAGGUAUCAGCCAUGACAGACACAAGCAGUAGAGCAGGAGCCAGUGGAAUCUUACAAAAGUACUAG
Knipowitschia caucasica is the source of this 555-nucleotide messenger RNA. The record is from the annotation of a GenBank genome assembly. Lineage: Eukaryota; Metazoa; Chordata; Actinopteri; Gobiiformes; Gobiidae.